Penaeus indicus is the source of this 942-nucleotide messenger RNA. RefSeq lists its product as uncharacterized. NCBI's taxonomy places the organism in Eukaryota, Metazoa, Arthropoda, Malacostraca, Decapoda, Penaeidae. The transcript is spliced from 10 exons. The coding region runs from base 1 to 942 and encodes 313 amino acids. The record is from RefSeq and is a predicted model, not a curated record.
AUGGUGGUCGUUCAAGUAAUCGUUCAGAAAUCGUCCUCGAGAUUCUGCUCAGAAGCUGAAGUUGUGCUGAAACGCAGAGGCCUAAUAGAAACUUCUAGUUCUCUGCUGCAAGACAACACAAAACGUCCAAAAACAUUUUCCAGGGAGUCUUGCAUAGGUCACUGUACCAGGUCUCCUGAAACGCCCACGCUUCCAGUGGUUCCGCAGCGUCACUCCCGGUCACGUUGCAUGCAUGGUUCUGGCAACCUUCGCAAGGAUAAAUCACUCUGCAAGGGAUCCGUCGGUGGCCUCGGUUUGGUGUUCUUGCAAGACAUUACCAUCCUUGGAAGCAAUGAUGAAAGUUUAUAUUAUACCGACCUUAGAAGCAGCGACCAAAAAGUUAUUGGAAAGUUUAUUAUCCCCACGACGAUGGCUGCUGCGGCGCUGUUUCUCCUCGCUGUAGCUUUCCCUGCCACGCUCGCCCUUCCAGACGUGGUCGGGCUGGGCGGGGAGGCCGACUUCCACGCGAUCCGACUCCACUGGAAGUUCCCGAUGUCUGUCCCCGAGCUCUACGCCUUCGUCAUCGACUACUGCGAGGACCAGCCGUGGGGCCAAUACCGGUGCAAGAAAAUGCAACUGAAGGACGUGGCAGCGAACGAGAUCGGCGCCCAGGACGCUCAGUUCCGCGAGUUCGCAGCGCUGGUCUCGGGGCUUCGCAUGGCCACCAACUACACACUAGAAGUCACGCCCGUGUUGGAGGGCGAGGGAGACGGGCGGGGGAGGACCUUCGGCAGCGGCGUCGUCAUCAGGACCAAGGGAUUCUCGGCUCGGGCCACGCACUGCCUCGCCAACUCCAGCGUAGUGGAGGUCGAUACGGGACCCAAGUUCGGCGGAAAGCUCUCAGCUGUGUCUGGCAGGAUAGAGAGGCAAUUGAAGCGUAUGAGACAGGUUAUAACUGUUUGA